Salvia splendens (bonfire salvia) is the source of this 886-nucleotide messenger RNA. Its product is annotated as phosphatidylinositol N-acetylglucosaminyltransferase subunit P. The coding region runs from base 168 to 698 and encodes 176 amino acids. The record is from RefSeq and is a predicted model, not a curated record. NCBI's taxonomy places the organism in Eukaryota, Viridiplantae, Streptophyta, Magnoliopsida, Lamiales, Lamiaceae. The transcript has 4 exons.
CCACUAACAAAAGGAAAAUAACUGAAAUUAAAUUGACUACUAAAUCACUCUACAAGAUGAGUGACUCCUAAAAACUAGAACAAAAUGAGAGUAAUAACAAACUAAAUAAAUCAGCCACUAAGCAUAACAGCAGUUAGUGGUUCCUAAAGUUUAGCACUAAUUUUAACAUGAUUUUCUUGCUAAAUGAGAGAAUAUAUAAAUCUUCUUUGGAUAAAUAUUUAAAUCAAACUAGAAUACAAAGAAAAAGUUCCCAAGAAAAUGGAUUCAGCGACUACUCCUCUAACAAUAACAAAAUCAGACUCCGAUCCCACCACAUCCCUCCGUCGAUCCAUGCUUUCUCAACUGUAUGGCUUCCUCGCCUCCAUCACCGCUUUCGUUGCCGCAUUUUCGCUAUAAGGGCAUAUGUUCCUGACUAUUGGUUGCUGUAUAUAGGAAUUGAUUACUACCCUAGCAGGUAUUGGGAGCUAGGCGUGCCAACAUAUGUAAUGGUGAUGAUUGUUGUUGCGAUUGUAUCAUAUACAAGCCUCAACUUUUUGGCUACUCCUCCUCCUACCUCCAUGAAGUUGAUUUUUGAUGACUACAGUGAGGAUAUAUUGACAGGCAUCCCAAUAACAGAUGAUGGUGAGCCGGCCAUUGAGCCUUUAUCUUAUAUGAGCAUCGACCAAGUUAAUCAAAUGUUUGAUGACCUAAACUCAUGACCUUUUAAGGAUGAGCUACAUCUUUUUAUCUUUUCGAGCGUUUGGCGUUUGUUAAACUUAGUAGGAGUAUCUAAUUAUGUAACUUCAAAAAUUGUAUCAGGCAAACUUCACAAAGAAAAAGGAACAAAAUGUUUCCUGCAUGCAAUCUGUUCACUUUUUACGAAGAGCAAUUCGAUUUUCUUUUCUAA